AUGGAUUUUAUCGAGGACUGUGAUCUGCAAGGCCUAAAGACGUCCGCGAAAAGAGCCGGAAGCGAUUGGAUCAUCAACGGAUCCAAGACACUGAUCACUAAUGGCUAUCUUUCAGAUUUAGCAAUUAUUGCAGCAGUCACAAAUCCUAAUGCAAAGUCUAUUGCCCAUGGAAUUAGUUUGUUCCUACUGGAUUCAGGUACUCCGGGCUACACAAAAGGCAAGAAAUUGGAGAAAAUGGGACUGAAA
Protopolystoma xenopodis is the source of this 246-nucleotide messenger RNA. The record is from the annotation of a GenBank genome assembly. Lineage: Eukaryota; Metazoa; Platyhelminthes; Monogenea; Polystomatidea; Polystomatidae.